Molecule: messenger RNA, 766 nt
Organism: Parus major (Great Tit)
Lineage: Eukaryota; Metazoa; Chordata; Aves; Passeriformes; Paridae
Gene: FOXC1
Product: forkhead box C1
Exons: 2
Coding region: 53-766 (237 amino acids)
Biological process (GO): anatomical structure morphogenesis; cell differentiation; regulation of transcription by RNA polymerase II
Molecular function (GO): RNA polymerase II cis-regulatory region sequence-specific DNA binding; DNA-binding transcription factor activity, RNA polymerase II-specific
Source: RefSeq, a predicted model, not a curated record
GGACGCACUGUUUGGUCCGGCGGGGAGGGUGGGGGAAAGCUGACGGGAGGACAUGCAGGCUCGCUACUCCGUGUCCAGUCCCAACUCCCUAGGAGUGGUGCCGUACCUCGGCGGAGAGCAGAGCUACUACCGCGCCGCUGCGGCGGCGGCCGGCGGGGGCUACACGGCCAUGCCGGCCCCGAUGAGCAUGUACUCCCACCCGGCCCACGAUCAGUACCCGGCCGGCAUGGCCCGAGCCUACGGGCCCUACACGCCACCGCCACAGCCCAAGGAUAUGGUGAAGCCGCCCUACAGCUACAUCGCCCUCAUCACCAUGGCCAUCCAGAACGCUCCCGAUAAGAAGAUCACCUUGAACGGGAUCUACCAGUUCAUCAUGGAGCGGUUCCCUUUCUAUCGGGACAACAAGCAGGGCUGGCAGAACAGCAUCCGCCACAACCUCUCCCUCAACGAGUGCUUCGUCAAGGUGCCCCGCGACGACAAGAAGCCCGGCAAGGGCAGCUACUGGACCCUCGACCCCGACUCCUACAACAUGUUCGAGAACGGCAGCUUCCUCCGCCGCCGCCGCCGCUUCAAGAAGAAGGACAAAUUGAUUACAACGAAAAUAAGAUUAGCAGUGCCGGCCGUCCCCGCGGCAGGCAGUGAGAAGUGCGGGCUUGGCCGCGGGAGGCGCGCAGCCGUGUACCGCGGGUCCCUGCGCCACAUUGCACGGGUGGGGGUCGGCAGCUCCGGGCUCUGCCGGGCCGGAGCCUUCGGCAUGAGGCAUUGA